AUGGAUCCGAACGGUGACAAAGUCGACGGCAAGGCCCUUCCCUGGACCGAAGAAGCCAAAUUCCAGUUCCUCAUCCGCAUUGUCGCUCAGCUUCGUGAGAACGGACGGUCCAUCAACUGGCAGAAGAUUGACAUGCCAGGCCGCACUGUCAAGUCUAUGCAGAAUAUGUGGACGAAGAUUAAUAAGAUGAUUGCGGAGGUCGAGGCGGAGAGCGGCGAUGCGCCAAUUACAAGGCCUACUCCUCGCAAGAGGACCCCGAAGAGAAGCAAAGGUACUGCAGCCUCAGACGAUGAGGACGAGCUUUCGACCCCGGCCAAGUCUCCUCAGAAGGCGGUGCCCCAGAAACGCGCCUGCACUUCUAGGGGCGGUAGUGCCAAGAAGCUCAAGAAAGGAGCCGAAGACAUGGACGGCGAAGAAGACAUGGUGUUGAAGCCUGAGCCCGAAGUGGACCUAUGA
Metarhizium acridum CQMa 102 is the source of this 456-nucleotide messenger RNA. The record is from RefSeq and is a predicted model, not a curated record. Lineage: Eukaryota; Fungi; Ascomycota; Sordariomycetes; Hypocreales; Clavicipitaceae.